Molecule: messenger RNA, 3758 nt
Organism: Oreochromis niloticus (Nile tilapia)
Lineage: Eukaryota; Metazoa; Chordata; Actinopteri; Cichliformes; Cichlidae
Gene: b3gat3
Product: beta-1,3-glucuronyltransferase 3 (glucuronosyltransferase I)
Exons: 8
Coding region: 257-1267 (336 amino acids)
Biological process (GO): chondroitin sulfate proteoglycan biosynthetic process; carbohydrate metabolic process
Cellular component (GO): Golgi membrane
Molecular function (GO): galactosylgalactosylxylosylprotein 3-beta-glucuronosyltransferase activity
Source: RefSeq, a predicted model, not a curated record
CGUUUUUACGCUGCACAGAUUUCUGUGCCGCUUCUGGAACUGUCUGUGUGGCUGUAAAUGUUCCGAGGGGGAUUCCUUUUCGCGUUGCACAGAAACCGGACGCUGUUGGUACAUUAGCUGCAGAAAAAAUGUCAUAGUUGAGCCGAAUGAAUGGAUGCUGUGAGGUGCCUUUGCGCACAUCUGUCCAAAAUGACAUGAAGCUCUGAGCUUCCAUCGCUCAGCUCCGCCGAUUGUCGCCUCCGCUAGUCAGGGCACCAUGGCAACGAGGAUGAAGCUAAAGCUGAAGACUGUAUUUUUGCUCUACUUCAUGGUCUCGCUCCUGGGCCUCAUCUAUGCACUGAUGCAGCUCGGCCAGCGCUGUGACUGCACAGAACACGACUUCCCUAAAGACCGCACCAUAUCUCGGCUGCGUGGGGAGCUACACCGUCUUCAGGAGGAGAUGAGGAAGUUGGAGGUAACAAAGCAACCUCUGAAGCAGCCAGCCAAACCGUCCCUGCCCACCAUCUUUGUUAUCACGCCGACAUAUGCAAGGCUGGUGCAGAAGGCCGAGCUGACUCGUAUGUCCCAGACUUUUCUCCAUGUCCCUCGGCUCCACUGGAUCUUGGUGGAGGACUCGCCACACAAGACGCCUCUGGUGACCGACCUGCUGAUGAAGAGCGGCCUGACCUACACUCACCUACACAUGCCCACCGCCAAGGACCGCAAACUACAGGAGGGUGACCCCAGCUGGCUCAAGCCCCGUGGAGUGGAGCAGAGAAACGAAGGGCUACGGUGGCUUAGAGAGGACAGGAGGGCUCAGCCAGGAGGGGAUAACCAGCAGGGAGUGGUGUACUUUGCUGAUGAUGAUAACACAUACAGCCUGCAGUUGUUUGAGGAGAUGAGGAGCACACAGCGGGUGUCAGUUUGGCCGGUGGGCCUGGUCGGAGGCAUGAAGUAUGAGAGGCCUGUGGUUGAAGGAGGAAAGGUCGUUCGCUUCCAUACCGGCUGGCGUCCGAGUCGGCCCUUUCCGAUCGACAUGGCGGGCUUCGCCGUUUCCCUUAAAUUGGUCCUGGCCAAUCCGGAGGCAUGCUUUGAUGGAGAGGCACCAAUGGGCUUGCUGGAAAGCAGCUUUCUUCAGGGACUGGUUACCAUGGAUGAACUGGAGCCCAAAGCAGACAACUGCACUAAAGUGCUGGUGUGGCACACACGGACAGAGAAACCGAAGAUGAAGAGAGAGGAGGCGCUGCAGGCUCAGGGACUGGGUUCAGACCCUGCUGUGGAGGUCUGAGGGAAACACAUGCACAUCAACACACACACACACACACACACACACAGUGUGCGAUUAUAUUCUGCUGUUAAUGCUGCAUAUGUAACUGCAUUGUAAAUACUGUAAACACUAAAGUACAGAAGAGAACCUGGUUAUGAGAGACUGUUACACCCGGUUGUAAACAUAGAUGUGUAUCGAGCGUGCGUUUUGUCAUAACUGUGCUGAUUGUAUGCUAGUGUGUGUCUUUUUUUGUUUUGUUUUUGAGUUUGAUGUCCUUGUUUAGCAGUACAGUGGGUGUCAAUGUUAAACUACUACCUGAUGGGGGCGCCAGUGUAUUACUUUGUAAAGCCAUGCUGUUCUCCUGCUGGAACAUUGCGGCUUAAAACUGGAGGGAGGGUGCGUCUCAUAGCAGGGUCGUCUUGUGUCACUUCUGUUUACUUGUAGCUCAGUUAGACGCCUGUGAUGUUUCCCGCUCCUGGCAGCAGUUAGAUGUUUUUAUCAGGGGCUGGAUGUAUAAAUCAUGUGACAGGCGAAAACUGUGUAUAUAUCUUUUCCAAAACAUGGAGUGGUAUUUUAAAAAGGAAGAUUUGGUUUUUCAUUUCAUUUUUUUAAAUAGUGAGUUGAGUCAAUAUGAUGAUGAUGAAGAAAGAAGGGGGGAAAAUACAGACAACCAAGCUUGUCAUUUUUUUGUGAGUGUCCCAUUCACAAACUAAAUUUUAUCAUUAUUGUUUGAUGAUCGUAAAUGUUUGUGGCUUCAUGUUAUUGUGGGUAAAACCUUUGCCUAGCAUGCCAAAGAUCUCCAGGUUGGGACUAGGAGGUGACACAAAUGCAGCGUCGGGGGAGCACAAGCCAGUGUACUCCUAUUAGCAGUCCCAAGGGUUAAGUCAGGAAGAGAUUCUUCUGCAAGGAUGACCCCAUGGGAAGUAAGGGAGCAGCUCAAAGGACCCUUAUAUACAUUUCAGUAGUGUGGGUGUGAGAAUGAAGUGCGAAAGGUUACUUUGAAGGUGUUGGACUGUUUAUCACCCCAGUUUUGCUCACACAGCAGAUUGGGGCUGUUGAUGAUUUCAGAACUGAGAUCAUCAAACACAUUUUCCUUUUUUUUUCAAUUCUGGGUCUGAAUUUUAUGUUUAGUGAUAUUGAGCUGCUUAUUUGAGCUCAUGUCUAAGCGUUUUGUGCAAACUGUUAUUUUUAUAUACAAAUGAUUAAUGAAUGAUUAAUGAUUAAAUGAUUAACAAGGGAAGUGUCUACUAGACUGACAGAUACAGGACAUUUGUGGUAGAUACCGAUAUUUAGGGGGUUUAAAAAAAACAAAAACCUGAUACUGAUAUCGGCCGAUAUUCCUCAUACAUGUAAAUACAUAUUUCUAGAGUAUGUUUUCCAGGAAUUGGCCGUCUUAGCUACUUUGCUGUGACAAGAUUUCUAAAUCACCUAGGUCUUUUUCAGCUUUAUGUUUUGUAUAAAAAAACAUGAAAUGAUACGGAUAUAUCUGUGAUAUCGGCCGAUAAUAUUAGCAAACAGUAUAUUGGACAGUUUUGAUUGGACAGGGGUUUAUAUGGUCCCAGGUCUGGCUCUGGUCCCUCAAUCACAUGGAUAUAACGUGUACCCUGGUUUAGCAGUGCAGCCUUCAGUGUCGUUCCUGUUUUCAGGCCAAGAAUCAGUUACAACUGAGCACUUAGUUCAUGCAUGGCUUCUGAUUUUUGUGUUUGUAAGUCAGUAUUCAGGCAUUUAGAUCCUUUUUUUUUUUCCUUUUACCCCUAAAAACAAGUCAUCAGCAUCAAAACAAUGUUAAUAAUCUUUACUCAAACUGUGUAAUAACAAUGACUAGGAUUAAGCAUUGUAGAGCCAAGGCAGUGAAUACUUAGUCUUUUUUAACAAUAAAAAUAUCCAUGACUGAAACAGUGCUCUCUAAACAUGCUGAGCAGUGAACAAACCCCACGGACGACUUGCUGUUGCGUCUUUAUUAAGCCCUCAACAACCCGUGUUGCAGACAAAGUGGUGCAACUUAGCAACACGGGCACGACAAACAAAUGUGCAACGGUUCCACACCCAAUGCACAAGUUCUGGGUUGUAACUGGUGUCAUCACACCACAGCUAGUUUAACCCAGUGUUUUAUGAGCAGCUUUAGUGAUGCUUUUUAAAAAGUGGAAACCAUUUAAGGCAGUGAUUAAACAAACAACUCUGCUGAAGCGCAUAUAAACGACUUAUGCAAUAAACAAACAUGUUACAUUUCGACACUGCUGCGAUCAGAAAAACACUUGAAUUUGCCUCCAGCGGGCAGGAAAUCCCUGGUACUUAAACAUAGCAAUAUAUGAAAACUCGAGCUGUGCUUCGUCAUCUUCCACACUCCCUGCAGUUCAACAGACGCUGUAAAAACAGCUAGUGCCUGCUUACGUGUAAUUAGUGCCUGUAAGUAACUUCUCUACUGGUGUAUAAUGUAUUUAUUACUGUUCUUUACAUUGUACAGUGUGAUCAUGUCUGUCCCUGGCCUUGGAAAUAAAAGUAAUGAAAAACA